AUGUACAAAGGGAAAAGAAAGUACAUUGAAAUUUGGCAGAAAGUUGAAAUUGCUGAAUUUUACAUUCAACACCAAAAUGAGAUGAGCAUGAGAGAUGUUGCUGCAAAGUUUCAUGUCAACUCCUUUAGCUCGAUUUCCGAAUGGGUGAAUAAGCUUGAUGAGUUGAAGAAAUCAGUAAAAUCUGAUAAAAAAUUAAAAUUAGAAAGCUUCACUCAAUUUCCAGAGCUAGAGAAAGAACUAGUUCAUUGGUUUACUGCAAUCCGUGAGCAAGGUAUUCAGGUUCUCAGAUCAACGAUUGAGGAGAAAGCAAAAAGUUUGGCGGCAGAAAUGGGAUUGGCGCGAUUCGGCUGUGGAGAUAAAUGGUGGCAAGGAUUUAGGACCAGAAAUAAUUUAUCUUUCAGAAAAAUCAAUGCCUCAAGCAUUAAGCCAAUCGAAAAAGAGGCAGAACUUGUCAGGCAAUACCUAGAUGAUUUAGCGUCAUUGCUUCCUCAAUUCGUUCCAUCUAACAUUUACAAUUUCGAUGAAACGAGAUUUGAUUGAGAUGUAAAAAGCAAGUUCACUUAUGAUUUCAAGGGAACUCAACGAAUUCUAGGCGUUCAAUCAGCUAAAAUGAACCAUUUUAUCACUGUUAUGCUUAUGAUUAGAGCUGAUGGAGAAAAAAUGCCUGCUUUGCUCAUUUUUCAAGAGAAAAAUGGCCAGAUCCCGAACCUUGUAAGAGAAAGACUGAAUAUUCCAGAAAAUGUCAUCAUAAAAUCAAAUAAAUCUGGCUACAUUUCUGACCAGAUUCUCAGAACAAUAUUGAGACGAGAAAACCAACUGCUGAUUUAUGAUCAGGCUGGAAGUCAUAAAACUAUCAUGAUUUCUAAUGCAAUUUCAGAUUUAGAUGCAACCAAAAUUGUGAUCCCUGGAGGGUGCACAAAGUAUUUGCAACCACUUGACGCACUGGUAAUUGCAAAUUUCAAAUCAAAAACAACAGAUUUCAGAAUCAAAUUCCAACAGAGCAGAUUGAAAGAAGAUCGAAAAGAACUGGAAACCUCAAAGCUCUUGAUCGCCAGCAACUGAUAA
This is a messenger RNA of Blepharisma stoltei, 1065 nucleotides long. The record is from the annotation of a GenBank genome assembly. NCBI's taxonomy places the organism in Eukaryota, Ciliophora, Heterotrichea, Heterotrichida, Blepharismidae.